Raphanus sativus (radish) is the source of this 1395-nucleotide messenger RNA. RefSeq names its product mitogen-activated protein kinase kinase kinase 17-like. Gene Ontology annotation, biological process: protein phosphorylation. The transcript has a single exon. Lineage: Eukaryota; Viridiplantae; Streptophyta; Magnoliopsida; Brassicales; Brassicaceae. Gene Ontology annotation, molecular function: protein kinase activity; ATP binding. Bases 384 to 1256 code for a protein of 290 amino acids. The record is from RefSeq and is a predicted model, not a curated record.
AACACUAGAAUAAUUUAUCAACAAAAAUUAAAUAGUGUGCCAAAUUUUUAAAUUGACUAAUAGCAACACAUAUCUGAAACAUAAAUAUAUGCCAAAAAAAAAGAAUUUGACUGAAUAUCAAAAAUUAAUAAUGGGCCAGAAAACUAUUUGACUUUGAACAUACAACUUAAUUCCCGGUCAACAUAUAAUUGUGUUUCAUAUUUACAUAUAUGCAAAUUAACUCUUAAUUACAACUGAAGUCAAACCUAGCUUAAUUACUUACCAAUCAGAUUUUCUAAUAUAUACAUGUCUGCUUAAGAAGUAAUCUUCACAAUCUCGAAAGUCUCUCAAGCAAAACAGAAAAUAAAAAUAAUAAAAAUAAAUCCUAAUUCUGUAACGUCAACAUGUCAUAUGGUUCGUGGUUUUUAGACGAGACUCCAUUACCAAAACUAGGCUUUCUCGGCCAAGGCACCUACGGCUAUGUCACCCUGGUUCGAAACGGCGAUGGACUACUCAUGGCUAAGAAAACAUGUCUCCUCAAAUACUCAGAGGAUCUCGAGAAAGAAGUAAGGAUCAUGGAGCACUUCUUUUCAUUCGAUUUCAACACCGUGAGAGCGACGAGCCCCGCUGUUUCCCAAGAAACUAUGCCGGUGAAUGUCAAAGUCUGUUCCAUUCACAUGGAAGUCGCACCACAUGGUUCACUCAAAGACAUGUUAACCAAAGCCGGUGGGACAUUACCGGAGAACGUCAUCGGUUAUUGCAUUUUCCAGGUUCUUGAAGGGCUCAGGGAUCUUCACCAACACGGUUAUGUCCAUUGUGAUCUCAAGCCAGAGAACAUACUCAUCUUCCCGGCCUAUGCUCAUGACGAGCUUUGCAAUCUCAAACUUGGUGACUUCGGUUCGGCUAAGGAGCCCAAUGGACCUGAUCCAGUGAACGGGUCUUUGUUCGAGGACAAUCCGGAGUAUUUGGCUCCUGAGGCGGUCGGGCCACGUGGAGUGAUCUCGUCGGCCGUUGAUAUCUGGUCCUUAGGUACCAUGGUAAUUGAGAUGAUGGGGGUUACUAUAAGAGGAAGGAGUGAUUACGUGCCGAGGACUCUAUCGCCGAUGACUUGGGACUUUGUGAGGAGAUGUAGAGAGCGGAAUCCGGAGGCUAGAGCCACCGCGGAGGAGCUAAUGAGUCAUGCUUUUGUUAACCAAAGUCUUGAGGUUCCACCGCUUGAGCUGCUUCCAGUUCCUUCUUGCUUAAGUAAUGGAGUGGUUCAAGGAAGGUUUUUCUAGAGGUUAAAUGUGGGAAUGUGAUGGAGAAGGCCGUGAGAUUGAUGGUGGAGAUGAGCUGGAUAGGAAUGGUUUUCAUUUUCGUUGGUGUCAAGAAGUUAUUGUCGUUUUAAAAAAAAAGUUAUUGUCGUUUAAUUUGCAU